Molecule: messenger RNA, 798 nt
Organism: Sodiomyces alkalinus F11
Lineage: Eukaryota; Fungi; Ascomycota; Sordariomycetes; Glomerellales; Plectosphaerellaceae
Exons: 13
Coding region: 1-798 (265 amino acids)
Source: RefSeq, a predicted model, not a curated record
AUGACGGGAAGCACAACUCCACAAGGUCUUGACCCUUGCUGUGCAGUUCACGGUUCAGCGCUGAAUCGUGUACCUCCUUGCGCACUGAUCUUCCAGUUACAAAGGAAUGUAUAUCUCAUGGAGAGCCCAAACAAGUUCAAUUGCCAUUCUACUAGCUUCCCGGAGGCCGGUAAUCGCGCGCUGAUCAAUGACGAGCAUAGAAGAGAUCUUAUCAUCUUCACCAAGGCACCAGCAUGCCGCGGUGGGCCCGAGGCCGGUGGCGGCGACGGGCCGGAGCACGGAGUACGGACCUCUAAGAGACCGUCGAAGUACGACGUCUCAUAUCCAUACGUAGCCCUGCGGCCUCUGCUCUGCCGAUCGGCCGAUAUCCACGGACCGGAACAUCCGUUCAUUUCACCUUUUGCAGCUACAUGUACCAUGCGUUGGUCGUUUAUUCUUUUAAAUCUGGCCAUUGCGGCCAGCCCAGCUAGUGCGGCUUCCUGGCAGUAUAUCUCCCCCAAUGCUCUCCCCUCCGACAGUCUAUCGGCUAGCUGUGUGGAGGCCUUGGUGGUGGCUCUGCUUCUCUUGCAAAUUGAAGGGCUCCGAACUGGCGAGAAGAUAUGCAUUAUGAACCAGUGCAAGACGUACACUGUCCAGGAGAAUGACACCCGCCAGGGCAUUGCUGCUGAAUCGCCGACGUCCAGUGAAGAGACUCCCGCUGAGCCGACGCCCACUGAACUUCCCAUCAGGGAGAAAUGUGCGAAGAAGUCUUGGAAGAGAACAACCAACCUCACCAUUAAGAAUUUUCACGCCAUGUAA